Onychostoma macrolepis is the source of this 3872-nucleotide messenger RNA. Its product is annotated as afadin. The record is from RefSeq and is a predicted model, not a curated record. Bases 1 to 3540 code for a protein of 1179 amino acids. Gene Ontology annotation, cellular component: adherens junction. NCBI's taxonomy places the organism in Eukaryota, Metazoa, Chordata, Actinopteri, Cypriniformes, Cyprinidae. The transcript has 23 exons. Gene Ontology annotation, biological process: signal transduction; regulation of protein localization. Gene Ontology annotation, molecular function: cell adhesion molecule binding.
AUGAAGCAAAAACAAAGAAAUGCUAUUGAUUUGGGUCAUGAUGCUGAGACGAAUCCAGAGGAGCGCAGGAGACUUCAGGAAAACAUCCGGCAGUGGAACUCAAACCGACUCAGCCUGUUUGAGAUCACUGAACCUGAUGAGGAUUCUGUAUUUCAUGGAGUUAUUCGUUUCCACCUCCAAGACCAUAUUUCAGGGAACUGUGCCACAAAAUGCAUUUGUAUCUCAAGUGCUUCUACCACACAAGAGGUCAUUGAAACCCUGCUGGAGAAGUUUCAACACGAUGGGACCUCACAGCUUUUCUCAUAUUCAUUGUAUGAGGUCUUAAAAAAUCAAGAAGAAAGAAAACUGGACCUUUCAGAAAAGCCCUUGGUGGUUCAACUCAACUGGAAUAAAGACACAGAUGGCAGAUUUGUCUUGAGGAAUGAUAGUUGUGUAACUUUACAGGAUGGCUGUUUGGAAAAUAAGGAAAAAGUUGGGGUACUUGAAAAUUUCAAGAGGACAUUAUCAAAGAAAGAGAAGAAAAAUAAACAGAAGAAAAAUGUUUCUAGCAGUCACACGUUAGAGAACAGUGUCUCUGGCAGUAAAACAAACAGUGUGACACAAGACUACUUGGAAGUAAAAUGGAAUCUCCCGCUCAGCAUUUCUUUAAAGGAAAAAGAUGAGGAUUCAUUCUUGCUUGCUGUGAUAAAUGACAUUAACAGCUCCACGAUUCACUUUAAGCUCUCGCCCGCGUAUGUGUUUUAUCUGGUUGGGCGAUUUUUAACCAGCCAUAAACCUACGCAGACUGAACAGAAAGUCUGCGUGAUAUUUGACAAGAUUGUGCACUUGAUUCAAGGCGUCGUUCAGAAACAGAGGAACAUCGCAGUGGCUCUUGCCUUCUGGAUGGCCAACACAUCUGAGCUCCUGAACUUCAUCAGACGGGACAGAGAUCUGUGUCCCAUCACGCUCCAGGCUCAAAAUACUCUCUCUCAACUUGUGCAGCAGGCUUUCAGGUACCUGUCACAUCGGCUUCAGGUUGAUCUUGAAAAUCAAUUACCUGCAUUCUUUGCUGAUGUAAAAAAGGAAAUGGCUCAGGCAAAAGAAAUGGAAGGCGUCUUGAACUCUCUCAUAAAGAGCAUGAGUUUGCUCCGAAGGUGUCGGGUCAACCCUGCUCUGAGCAUCCAGCUUUUUUCUCAGCUCUUUCACUUCAUGGGGGCCUGGGUCUUGAACCGGCUCACCGCGCCGGGAUCCACGCUGUGCUCGAACUACUGGGGCAAAACUCUACGGCAGCGUCUGAUGCACGUGGAGGCCUGGGCAGAAAGACAAGGGCUGGAGCUGGCCGUUGACUGCCAUCUCAGUCGUAUAAUCCAGGCGACGAUGCUUCUAACCAUGACCUCUUACUCUACACGAGACGCCCAGAUGAUUCAGUCCACAUGCUACAAGCUGAACUCGCUACAGCUGAGAGCACUGAUGAGCCAAUAUCACUACAGCCCAAAUCAACCCCACUUUUCAGCCGCACUGACAGAGCGUGUAGCUGCUUUGGCAGAAACCACAACAGAUGUUCUGAGAGGAGAGGGUGGAGAAAUCCGACUGGAAGAAGAAAUGGACCUUCACCUGCCUUUCCUGUUGCCUGAGGACGGAUAUUCAAGUGAUUCCAUGCGUGGCAUUCCUAAGGGAUUUCAGGAGUUUUUAGAGCCCAUCUGUCGCAAAGGUCUCUGUAAAUUAAUUCCCCAUUCCAACUGCGUUGGGACUUGGAUCAUUUUCAUUAGCCCAUCGGAUCACUCCGCAAAGGGUUCAACUUGGACACCUGAACCAGUGAAAAUAACUCUAAAGAAACCUUUGCAUGGGGGAAUGGGAGUGAGCAUUGUAGCUGCCAAGGGGGCUGGACAGGAUAAGCUUGGCAUUUUUAUCAAAUCAAUCGUCCAGGGAGGAGCAGCAAAUGUGGACGGCAGACUGAAUCCAGGAGAUCAGUUACUGAGUGUGGAUGGCAAAAGUCUUGUGGGAGUGUCACAGGAAAGGGCUGCAGAGAUAAUGAUGCACACUGGGUCGGUCGUAUCACUGGAAAUUGUCAAGUCAGCAGCUAUAUAUUAUGGUUUUGAGGGAGUAUUUACCCAGUCGCCACAAACAACCUGUAAAGAUCCUGAUAACGUUGGACCAUCCAAGCAGAAGUCCAGUGUCUCUGAUCUUCACGAUAGUGCCGAACCAUCUGUUUCUGGUCCAUCAAGACCAUUAGAAACCUUCAGAAACCAGCACACAAUCAGCAGAGUGAACACUAAACAAAACCAGAAAUGGCUCAAGCAGAAACUGGAUUAUCGUUCCAAUCCCAACCUGGCAUAUAACCAGGAAAUGCCUGCUGAUUCAGUUCCUCCUGAAAAAAUGACAUUAUCCUUCUCCAUUGAAAAUCUAAUGGAUUCUGGGAAACAAAGAAACGCUCUUUCAAAUGCUCAGGCUCUUCACAGAGAAUAUCUGACCCUGCCAACAUCCAAACCGCACAGCAAUAAAACACCAAGAACUAUCGAACAUCCUCCACAUAUUGCUCCAUUCUCCAGGGAUCAGCAAAAGAUCAACUUUAUGAAACAGGCACUUUCUCAAGACAAUCUCUGGAGUGAAGAGAAAGGAGGUCCUCUAGAGGACAGACCGAGGUAUUUAAAGAAGCAGGCAGAUCUGAGCAAAUGGAACAGCAUUGCAACCAUAAGCCCAAUGGAUUCCAGUUUAUCCAGCCUGGGACACAGAAACGGACUCUGGAAGAUCCCGACAACCACCCAGUCCAUGCCUCUAUCGCAGCCGAAACGAAUGGACGUCCCAUAUACACCACAAGCCAACAGUCUUUCAUUCAGCACGUUCCGCCAGCCUGUGGAGACCCAAAUUACGUCUCCAGCACACCAUCGGUAUCAAAAACAGAGCAAUGCAUCACCGUCUCACAGACCACAGCAGGUUCUCAAGAAAAAAACAGUCGUCUUCCAAUCAUCUACGCAGACAUUGCAGAAGAGCUCAGCCUCUUGUCUAAGUGCGAACCCUCAGCAGAAAGGGCCCGAUAAGAUCAAAAAGCUCUCUGUUGGAGAUUCAUGGAAGCGGGAUGCUCAGGAUGAGCAACAGACUGCAGACCUGCUGCAACAGGAAGUGCAACAGCUGCAGGCCAAAGUGCAGAGCAGCAUAGAGGAGAGCGAACGUCUGCGCAGACUCUCUCUAGAGCUGCAGUUCCAGAAGAGACUGGAGGAGUUCCAGCAGAACGGUGAUGAGGACGAUGAUUAUGAGAGUGAUUCGGGGGCAGAACGGACGUGGUUUCAGACAGGAAGUGAUGUAGUGCAGAAAUGUGAAAACACUGAAACACCUGCUGACCAGCAAAAGGAAAGCCCCUUUACUAAAGAACCCAGUUUGAAGGAUGGAGUCAAAUGUGAAUCUACAGGACAUGACAAAAUGUCAUCUGAGAAGUUCUGUUCUGGUGAAGUAGAUCACAAAAGAUUCAAAGCACGACGAUCCCCAGAGAAUCUGACCUUUAAGGAGCGUCAGCAGCUGUUUUCUUUGGCAAUGGUCUCUUCAAGUAAAGUCAAAGUGUCCUGAUGAAAAGGCAAGCCUCAGACACUGUCAAUCAUUCGGACAAUAGUGUCUUAAAGGAUAAACAAGGCGGAAUAUUUCAUGAUUUAUUUCUAGACCCUCCUAAACUGCAUGCAAGCUGUAAAAUUGUAUACACAUAAGGUAAAUUCAUAUAAACUGAGCCACUUUUUCAUUUCUGUGACUAAAGAUGACCCACUUUAUCUGAAUUCACCAGUGUUUUUCACAUAGUGUCAUAAAAAAUAUACUCCAGGAAUGUAUUCAUAUUGGAAACAGGGAUGUUGUAGUGACUUUACCAGAUGUUUAGGUGAUAGCAAUUUAUACAUCCUUUAAGUCUUCAA